AGCUCGGCUACGUGGGAAGAUUCGCUUGGGGCGUGGCUACACGAGGACCGUUACAGUAGCGGAUCAAUCAGGGGCAGCGGGCAGGGCGAAGAACGGGCUGUGUGCCUGGGGAUGUCUCCGAUCAUUAUAUUUUCCAGAGGUAGCAAGAUGGCGGCGCCGAAAGGGACGGUCCCGGGAGUCGUGGUCCUCCUCCUCCUUCAGGGUUGCACAGUGAUGACGGUGGACUUAUAUUCCUCCAAUACAAAUCCAGAAGUGCAGGAAUUUCAGAGGGUGGAGCUGUCGUGUGUGAUCAAACAAACGAACACAGGCAACCCGCGCAUUGAGUGGAAGAAGAUCAAUAACACUGGCACCUCUUAUGUCUAUUUUGAUGGUGUGAUUCAAGGAGACCUGAAAGAUCGGGCUGAAAUCAAGGGUAGCAGUUCCCUGGUUAUUUCCAAUACCAAGCGGACAGACAACGGGAAGUAUCGCUGUGAAGUUGCAGCAGCUGAUGAUCUGAAGAGGUUUGCAGAAAUCACUAUCACCCUGACAGUGACAGUGAAACCUGUGAUUCCCCAGUGCAGAGUGCCCAAAUCUGUGCCUGUGGGUAAAUCUGCUGCUCUGUAUUGCCAAGAAAAAGAGGGAUACCCCAGUUCUGUUUAUAGAUGGUACCGUAACGGUGACGCACUGCCUGUGGACUCCAAGACGAAUCCAAAGUUCCUGAAUUCCUCAUUCACUGUCAAUACUAAUACUGGUACCUUGAUGUUUGCUGCAGUGAACAAAGGAGACAUGGGACAGUAUUACUGUAGUGCCACCAAUGCAGCAGGUUCUGCCUGGUGUGAAUCACAGCUUCUAGAAGUUUAUGACUUGAAUAUCGGUGGCAUUGUUGGAGGAAUCCUGGUUGUGAUAGUGGUGCUUGUCCUCAUCACAGUUGGGAUCUGCUGCGCCUAUCGGAAAGGUUACUUUACAAACAACAGCAGGCCCAAUGGUCAAAGUCACAAGAACCCUUCAAAAACAGACGGUGUAAACUACCUACGGACAAGUGACGAGGGAGAUUUCAGGCACAAGUCUUCGUUUGUGAUUUGAAAAUAUAUAUAUAUAUAUACUUAAUAUCUAAGAGUCUUUGGGGAAAGGCACUGAAAAAUUGCACUGCAAAGGGUGAAGACCACACAUCACAACGGAUCCUUUGAAUUUUGCCAAAGUAUAACAUGUCUACCCUCCGCCGAAAAAAGGACAUCCUCGGCUUCUUAAGUGUGGGAACCUUUGUGGCUGUGCGAUGGGGGUCAGAUUGUUGAACUGUUAAAGGGUCUGCAUCCGAGUCACAGUAUUAAUGCCAACACUGCCAAAUACGUAAAAUGCUAUUUUUUAGAAGCUGACAGAAAAUCUGACGACAGCGCUGGAGGUGUUUUUUAUAACCUUUUUUUAUCUUGGACGAGGAGAGAUUUCUCUGUUUUUUAACUGUUUCUUUUGGAAUCCAAAGCACAGGAGCUUCAGCAUUGAACAAACCAUUUUAAAGUGUUACUGUCACCCGCUUUGUGCAAGAAAUGAGGUGGAGUUCUAGCUGCUCCUCUCAAGCACAGAAAGGUGGUGGAGAUAUUUGGGUUUGGGGCACUAGAUGUUUGUAUCUGAAUGUAAAUAAGUUUCUGAUUCUCCUACAGUUAGACGGCUGCAGGUCAAGGAUUUAGCUUGUCUCCUACAAUACAUUGGGUUUUUAGCCUUGAAACUGAACUGAAAUGAAAUUUUGCCAGGUAUCUUGCCCUGCUGAAGUACUCGCCAUUGUGUCCAGCUGAUCCUCCUCUGUUCACAUUUGGCUGCAGGAGGUUGGUUGCAGGGUGGGAUCCCUAUUGGCUAGGAGAACUAUUUUAUAUACGUGUUAGUCCUGCAGUAUUUGAACAUACAAGUGUCAGUGUGUGGUGGACGCUUUGUAACCAGAUUGAACAUAAUACUGAAAAUAAGUGCAUCACAUCUGUAUCAUUGUCAUUGUUCUUUGCUCAUAUAAAGCCAAGAAACUUUCUUCUC
Messenger RNA from Bufo bufo (common toad), 1995 nucleotides. RefSeq names its product junctional adhesion molecule 3 (gene JAM3). Lineage: Eukaryota; Metazoa; Chordata; Amphibia; Anura; Bufonidae. The record is from RefSeq and is a predicted model, not a curated record. The coding region runs from base 112 to 1062 and encodes 316 amino acids. Gene Ontology annotation, molecular function: protein heterodimerization activity; protein homodimerization activity. The transcript has 9 exons. Gene Ontology annotation, biological process: cell adhesion; angiogenesis.